CACCUAGGCGCAUGAAAACUCGAGAUUUUCCUGGAAAGGAGACCAUGCCCCCCAAGUCUCUUUCCAACCUCUCCCAGACCGCGGGCGUGAACCAGAGCGGUUUUUUUCCCGGGGCGUCGGAAAGGGAUUUCCUGCCUGCCACGGACAGGACCACUGCGGAAUUUGUGAUCCGCUGUGUGAUCCCCUCUCUCUACCUGCUCAUCAUCACAGUGGGCUUGCUGGGCAACAUCGUGCUGGUGAAGAUCUUCCUCACCAAUAGCGCCAUGAGGAGCGUCCCCAACAUCUUCAUCUCUAACCUGGCCGCUGGGGACGUGCUGCUGUUGCUCACCUGCGUCCCGGUAGAUGCCUCUCGCUACUUCUUGGACGAGUGGAUGUUCGGGAAGGUGGGCUGCAAACUCAUCCCGGUGAUCCAGCUCACCUCCGUGGGGGUGUCCGUGUUCACUCUCACUGCCCUCAGCGCGGACAGGUACAGAGCAAUUGUGAAUCCCAUGGACAUCCAGACUUCAGGGGCAGUGCUGUGGACCUGUGUGAAAGCUGGGGGUAUCUGGGUAGUCUCAGUGCUGUUGGCUGUUCCAGAAGCAGUGUUUUCCGAAGUUGCACGUAUCGAUGGACUGGAUAACGGCAGCUUCACAGCAUGUAUACCCUACCCUCAGACGGAUGAAUUACAUCCAAAGAUUCAUUCAGUGCUCAUUUUCUUGGUCUAUUUCCUCAUACCACUUGGUAUUAUUAGUGUUUAUUAUUAUCACAUUGCAAAGACUUUAAUUAAAAGUGCACAUAAUCUUCCAGGAGAAUACAAUGAACAUACCAAAAAACAGAUGGAAACACGGAAACGCCUGGCCAAAAUCGUGCUGGUCUUUGUGGGCUGCUUUGUCUUCUGUUGGUUUCCAAAUCACAUCCUUUACAUGUAUAGGUCUUUCAACUAUAAUGAGAUUGACCCAUCUCUAGGCCACAUGAUUGUCACCUUAUUUGCCCGGGUUCUGAGCUUUUGCAAUUCUUGUGUCAAUCCAUUUGCUCUGUAUCUACUCAGCGAAAGCUUCCGAAAGCACUUUAAUAACCAGCUCUGUUGCGGAAGGAAGUCCUAUAGAGAGAGAUCACCCAGCUACCUGCUCAGCUCUUCGGCAGUGCGCAUGACGUCCCUGAAAAGCAACGCUAAGAACAUUGUGACCAAUUCUGUAUUACCAAAUGGGCACAGCGUGAAACAGGAAAUGGCACUGUGAUUUUGGCCAUUCAGCUCACUACUUGAAAAGAGCUUACUCUUCUAUCUCUAUUGCAUAGAGCAGAACUGAACAAUUUUCUUUCUUACUGUAUCUCAACUAAUUCAUUAGGUGAUUUCACGACUGACUCAGAAAAGGCAAAAUAAACAGAGCUAAUAUUUUUCUCUGAACCAAAUUUUACAAGACAUUUAAAAAAAUGUAUUACAUUAAAUGCUUCAAAAAGCAA
Phacochoerus africanus (Common warthog) is the source of this 1440-nucleotide messenger RNA. RefSeq names its product neuromedin B receptor (gene NMBR). The record is from RefSeq and is a predicted model, not a curated record. Gene Ontology annotation, cellular component: membrane. Lineage: Eukaryota; Metazoa; Chordata; Mammalia; Artiodactyla; Suidae. The transcript has 3 exons. Bases 12 to 1217 code for a protein of 401 amino acids. Gene Ontology annotation, biological process: bombesin receptor signaling pathway. Gene Ontology annotation, molecular function: bombesin receptor activity.